AUUAUUUGAAGGUGGUAAAAAUGAAAAUUUCCUAAUAAUAAUAAUUAAAAAAAAUUCUUAUACUAAAAGCCUUUAAAGAAAGACAACGUUGAAUACUUCAGCAAUAGCAAUGGACUCUCCGACACCAACAACCGGUGGCCAUACCACCAAUCCACUACUAUCACUCUCCACAUUCAUCCACCGCCUCGGCGCCGACCUCACCACUCGCCUCGACGACACCCGCCGACUCGCCGGCACCUUACUCUCCACCCUCUCUCCGCCGACACCUCGUGCGCGCACCACCUCUCUUCCUUCGCUCUCUCUUCCAUUCGCCUCCGUCGGACAAGCUAAACCCCUGCAAAAUGCCGCUUUGAGCUCUGACAAUGUUGCCAAGUCUCUCGUCGGAACCUCCGUUUUCACUGUUAGCAAUACUAACAAUGAGUUUGUGCUGAUUUCUGACCCUAAUAAUGGUACCAAGUCUAUUGGUUUGCUUUGCUUUCGUAAAGAGGAUGCUGAGGCUUUUCUUGCUCAGGUUCAGGCAAGGAGGAGGGAGUUGCGGAGUCAGGCUAAGAUUGUUCCAAUUAGCCUUGACCAGGUAUACAUGUUAAAGGUUGAAGGAAUUUCAUUCCGCUUUUUGCCUGAUCCUGUUCAAAUAAAGAACGCAUUAGAAUUGAAAGCAUCGGAGACAAAAAGUGGAUUUGAUGGUGUUCCAGUAUUCCAGUCAGACCUCCUGGUUGUGAAGAAGAAAAAUAAGCGGUAUUGUCCUAUAUAUUUUCGAAAGGAAGAUAUAGAGAAAGAAUUAUCUUUGAGGGCAUCGCGAGGACGGGGACCUCAGAACAUAUUGGUGGGCAGUUUAGAAGAUGUUUUGAAGAAAAUGGAGAUAAGUGAGAAGAAUUCUGGCUGGGAUGAUCUUAUAUUUAUUCCACCUGGUAAAAGUCAUUUACAACAUAUUCAAGAAGUGGCAAAAGCGUGAUGUAUAGCGUGCAUUUGUUCUUUCCCAUAAUCUUGAUUGAGCAGCAGAGGGCGCAUUGCAGCAUAUUGAAUAAUUAGAGGUCUCUUCAUCAGUUUACAUUUCUCUUCAGUUCCCUCCCAAAUAUCUACAUCUCCAUUUUCUUUUUCAAGCUUUGACGUAUAGUUUUGUCGGACUUUGCAAGUUGUGAUAACAAAACAAUUAUGACAUCAGUUUCUGUGAAGCAGGUUUGUCAAAUGGCCGAAACGGAUGCUGCAUUCAUCUCAGAGGAAUACCACUUUAUCUGCAUUAUAGUUACAUUCAUAGUCCUAAUCUUAACUAAGGCUGAUUUUGUUGGUGCAUAUUUGAGUGAAUGGGGUUUUCUUCUUUGAUUGUAAUUAACCUGUUCAUGCUUACCUUUGUGCACUACUUCACGAUGAUCAUGCUCAAAAUUUUGUUUUUUCAAUGUCUUUAGUUAAUUUAUAAUCCUUAUUUGGUGGUGUGCACUUCGCCACUUCUCUCGUUUAA
Chenopodium quinoa (quinoa) is the source of this 1456-nucleotide messenger RNA. Its product is annotated as protein TIC 22, chloroplastic-like. The record is from RefSeq and is a predicted model, not a curated record. Gene Ontology annotation, cellular component: chloroplast. The transcript has 8 exons. Gene Ontology annotation, biological process: protein transport. Bases 110 to 952 code for a protein of 280 amino acids. Lineage: Eukaryota; Viridiplantae; Streptophyta; Magnoliopsida; Caryophyllales; Amaranthaceae.